CUUCAUGUGGUCCUUCGAGAAGAUCCACAGGAGCAUUGCACACAUCUUCCAGGGGGAGCUGGUGGCCAGCUUCGACGAGGAGUUCCGCAUCCUGUUCGCGCAGUCGGAGCCGCUUGUCCCUCCGGCCAACGUCCUGGCUAAGGCAGAGAACGCCUUUGCCAUGGCUCCCUUUGGCAACAACAACAUGUCCUUCUUUCCCAAGAAAGGGCCCCUGAUGUUCCAGAGGGAUGACAACCUCUUCCCCUCCUUCAUGGACAGAAUGGAGCCGGACAGGUACUUUCUCUCCAACUUCCGGCGGGACGACCUGCUGCGGCACACCGUGGAGGGCUCGGCCAUGCGCAUGUACAAAAAGGUGGAGCUGGAGAACUCCCAGAUAGAUCCUGUCAGGGGCUUCCUGCGCUCCAAGCAGCUGGAGUUGGAUGCCUUUAAGAGACACAGCUUUGCGGAGGGAACGUUCGAGAACUUUGCCUCUUCCAAACAGUACGCGCGGCAGAUGUUCAUGAACAACAUGGACGAGUUCAAAAUCCAAGCCAGUCACUUCCAGAAGGACCAGUUCUACCAGUACCAGUUUGAGCACCCCCACCUGGCCGGCAGACCCCAGGGGUUCUUUGACAGGAUCCGAGGGGGGAGACCAGGAUUCAACGAACUGGAAGACUACGGGGAGGGCCCUCGAUACCCCGAGCUGGAACCCAGUUUCCCACAGGAGGGGUUCCCGCUGCGGCUGGAUUACGUCCCCUCCAACUCCUCCAGGGAGGUGAGACACGGCUCGGACCAGCUGAACCCUGCGGGGAACGGCCCCAUGGGCAUGAUGCUGCGGAGGCAGAACAUAGGCCAGAAGUUCAUUUGCCAGACCUCUCCCACACAGAAGCAGAGCCUGGAGCAGCGCCUGUUCCUGCAAGACAAGGAUGAGGAGCAGGACGACGACAAGAGCGCGGAGAACAGGACGGGGCUGAGGAACUGGAGGAUUUCCUCGUACCUCAGCGCGUACCAGUCGGAGCCGGACGAGGGGCUCCCGAUGCCCAUGGAGUCCGAGGCCUACAACGAUGCCAUUGGGGAGCCGCUCACCAAGCAUCCCACCGACCUCGUUCCAGGCUUCAAAUCCCCCUUGGCUUUCAGCAGCAAGCCACUGGGAAUUGACAGUGCCAAGGAGUUUUCAGAUUCUGACAGAGCAGGUGAAGAAACCUCGAUAAUGAAACCAGAUGCCUUCAGGUCCAGGAUAAACCCCUUGAUCCAGAGGAGCUCCAGGCUCAGGUCCUCUCUGAUUUUCAGCGCUGCCAAAUUAGAUCAGCCCAACACCACCAUAGAGAAGGUGCAGAUGAUCCAGAAAGAGCAAAUGUCCACUGAGCUGACAAAGGACAACGAGACCAUCAAGACAGCUGCGUCCUCCAAAGUGGCUGAGCUGCUGGAGAAGUACAAAGCUGUGGGCAAGGACAUGGAUCGGGGCACGGUCACCCACACCAAAGCUGUCUCAGGUUACCUCCAGGAGGAAUCCCAGAGCACGGAGAAGAAAAGUACCAAGUCUGUGCAGUAUAAGAUCCUGGAGAGCAGAGUGAUGGACUCCAAAGACUCCUGCAGCACUUACAAAAUGCAUGGAGACCUGGACAGGGCGUUUGGAAUGGCCUCGGCCACCCCCCAGCUUGGGGAGGGGCUGAGCAAAGAUCCCUUGGCACAUCUCGGCACUAAGGUGGACAAGUUGUCCUCUCGGUUUUACCCCAUCGAGAGCAAACCUGCUCUUCCAGAAAAAGAGAGUCUGAUAUAUGUAGGAGACACUCAGAAAUUGGCUCUUCCAGAGAAGAAGGACAGAGUGACCUUCAGAGAAGACACUCAAAAAUUAGCCAACACAGAACUGAAGAAGCCACAGGGUAGGACAGGUACAAUGUCCUCCGGUCUGGAAAGCUUGUCCAGGAGUCAAGGGUCUGACAGCUCUCUGAACAAAUCCGAGGAAGACUGUUCAAAACAGGAACAAAAUCCCAUGGAAUUCUUAAGGAAAGGGUCACUAAGGCUGAAGCAGUUCUUGAACCCAAAAGGUGACAAGAAACUGGAGGAGGAACCCACGUCUGAGGGUGGGAAGGGUGAGAAACAGACAGUGGUGCUCAAACGAUCGUCCACAGGGGACUGCCAGGAAGGGAUGGAGGAAGAGAAACCCCACAAGUUCACAGCUCCACUGCCCCCCAAGAGCAGCCAACAGACCCAGGGGAGGUUCCCUUCCUCCACAGCCAACAUCCUGUACAGCAGCAACCUGCGCGACGACACCAAGGUGAUCCUGGAGCAGAUCUCUGCCAACAGCCAGAAGAACAGAGCCGAGCUGGCCAAGCAGCUGCCAUCCACCAGCAACCCUGACCUCUCCAGGUCAACCACGAGCCUGGAGAGGAAAGGGGAGAAGGAGAAGAGCUGCAACAUCCACAGGUCAGAGAGCUUUGGGAGCCAGAAGCGGAACCUGCAGCGGCAGCCAUCGGAGGACAGGGACACCCUCCUGAAGAAGAUGGAGAACAUGAGGAAAGAGAAGAGAGUCUACAGCAGGUUUGAGGUGUUCUGCAAGAAGGACGAGCACAUGAGUCCGAGUGAGGAGGAAUAUGACACAGAUGCCAAAGACAAGAAGAUGGGAAAGUUCAUGCCCAAAAUCCUGGGGACCUUCAAGACCAAAAAAUGA
Molecule: messenger RNA, 2650 nt
Organism: Acanthisitta chloris (rifleman)
Lineage: Eukaryota; Metazoa; Chordata; Aves; Passeriformes; Acanthisittidae
Product: protein FAM83H-like
Exons: 1
Biological process (GO): intermediate filament cytoskeleton organization; protein localization to cytoskeleton; positive regulation of cell migration
Cellular component (GO): keratin filament
Molecular function (GO): keratin filament binding
Source: RefSeq, a predicted model, not a curated record